AUGGUGGUCGUGGUCGACCUCGUGGACAUUCAGAUCGCAUCCAUGAUGAAGAGGUUGAAAUUGCGCCCGCGUUUAGUCUUGAAACCACGCACAACUGAUCCAGCUGAACUGGAGGCAAAACGGAAGCGAGAGGCUGAAGAAGAAGCUGCACGCCGUGCAAAGCUUUUCCAGGAAGUAAAGGACUUUUCGGAUGGUUGUGGAGCGAAAUUUAACAUCGUUGUGGUUUCCGACGCAUUCAUUGGAAAGAGAGUCAUAGAAUGUCACAGGUAA
This is a messenger RNA of Ostertagia ostertagi, 270 nucleotides long. The record is from the annotation of a GenBank genome assembly. Lineage: Eukaryota; Metazoa; Nematoda; Chromadorea; Rhabditida; Trichostrongylidae.